AUGGCAGCACCAAGGCAUCCCAGUCUGACGAGUAGCUAUGGCGACCGGGCAGCGAGCGCGACACACCCGCUGACGACCUAUCUCCUCCGUUUAAUGGAACUCAAGCAGUCGAACUUGUGCGUGUCCGCCGAUGUACACAGCGCGCGAGAACUUCUAUCUUUGGCCGACAAGGUUGGUCCCUCCAUUGUCGUCCUGAAAACGCACUACGACCUUGUCUUGGGGUGGGACUUUAACCCACAAACGGGCACUGGUGCGUACCUCGCGGCUCUCGCUAGGAAACACGGCUUCCUCAUCUUUGAGGAUCGCAAAUACUGCGACAUUGGCAGCACGGUGCAGCAGCAGUAUGUCGGUGGUACUGCGCGGGUCAUAGACUGGGCACACAUCGUCAAUGCGAACAUCUCGGCGGGCAAGCCAAUGGUUGGAGCAAUGGCCGAAGCAGCGGCCAAAUGGCGGGAGAGGAUCAACUACGAGGUGCGGACGAGCGUCACAGUUGGUACGCCUAUAAGCGAUGGAUUCGAGAGUGACAUCGAGGAGAUGGACGAGGAAGAAGACGAGACUGCUACGGCGCGCGCCGGGAACGGUCAGAGGAAGGCCUCUGCACUAGAGACGAGGGACAUCAACAUGAUGGCACCACCGCCACCGCCCCGAGACGCCGAUGGACGUAAGGGCAGUAUCGUGAGCAUCACGACAGUAACACAGUCUUACGAACCCGCCGAUUCCCCCCGCUUGUCCAAAAGCCUAUCCGACGUCGAUGACAUCGUCUUUGCUGGCAUUGAGGAAGCACCACUCGAAAGGGGUCUGCUGCUGCUGGCACAAAUGUCCAGCAGCGGUAACCUCAUGGACGCCCGCUACACAAACGCAUGCAUCGAGGCAGCAAGGGAGAACAAGGACUUUGUGAUGGGAUACGUCGCGCAGGAGAGCCUGAACUCGAAGCCCGAUGACAACUUCAUCCACAUGACUCCAGGCUGCAAGCUGCCGCCCGAGGGCGAGGAGGAGAAUGGCGAAGAUAUCGAGGGCGAUGGAAUGGGUCAACAGUACAACACACCGUCGAAGCUGAUCGGCAUAAAGGGCACGGACAUUGUCAUCGUGGGAAGGGGUAUCAUCAAGGCGGGAGACCCGCAGGGUGAGGCAGAGAGAUACCGAGUGAGGGCGUGGAAGGCUUACACGGCAAGGCUGAGGAAUUAA
This is a messenger RNA of Diaporthe amygdali, 1185 nucleotides long. Its product is annotated as orotidine 5phosphate decarboxylase. NCBI's taxonomy places the organism in Eukaryota, Fungi, Ascomycota, Sordariomycetes, Diaporthales, Diaporthaceae. The record is from RefSeq and is a predicted model, not a curated record. The transcript has a single exon. Bases 1 to 1185 code for a protein of 394 amino acids. Gene Ontology annotation, biological process: 'de novo' pyrimidine nucleobase biosynthetic process; 'de novo' UMP biosynthetic process. Gene Ontology annotation, molecular function: orotidine-5'-phosphate decarboxylase activity. Gene Ontology annotation, cellular component: cytosol.